AGCGUCCCUUCUGACUCUGUAGCAAGCCGACUAGCUAAGCUGUCUACCGACAGACAAGAGAACAGCGUCGAAAUUUAAAAUCGAAACGAGGUUUCGUCCAUGUAAUGACCGUCAGAUAGAUAUGCAGAUGAUCUUUCCAGGGAAACCGGUCAGCGGGGCAGUGUUGAGUCUGUGAAUGGAACUGUCGGUACUGACCUGGUACAGACGCCGCCAGUGGGGAAACCUUUGUUAUUGUUAUUGCUAACGCUAGCGCUAGAGCUAACGUUACAGUACAAAAAUAACUGCACUACUUCAGGUGUCUGCAUAGCAAAACAGUUUGGGAAUUAUUUGCAGUUGUCAGAAGGGCCUGUGGCCCGCAGUAAGCCUCCUCCGACAGUCCCUGCCACCACUGCCAUGCCUAACCGCACCAUCCACCUUUUCAACAAAGGCUUGCGUCUCCAUGACAACCCCACCUUGGUGGCGGCCUUGGAGUCGUCGGCGGCCGUGUACCCCGUAUUCGUCCUGGACCGCCACUUCGUGGAGAGCAGCACGCGCAUGGGGGCGCUACGCUGGCGCUUCAUCUUGCAGAGCCUGGAGGACCUCCACCGCAGCCUGCAGAGGCUUGGCUCGCGUCUCUACGUGCUCCAGGGCACCCAUGAGGCCGUGCUGCGGCGCCUGGUGGCCCAGUGGGGCAUCACCCAGCUCAGCUUCGAUGUCGAGGUGGAGCCCCACUACAAGCGGCUGGACGAGGAGCUGCGCGCCAUGGCUAGCGAGUUGGGUCUCGGGGUGCUCAGCUGCGUGGCACAUACCCUGUAUGAUGUGAAGAGAAUAAUCAAAGCUAAUGGUGGGCAGCCACCACUGACCUAUAAGAAGUUCCUCCAGGUGUUGUCCAUUCUGGGGAAGCCAGACAUGCCUGCACGUGAAAUCACAGAAAUGGACAUCCAGAAGUGCCCUAUGCCCAGCAAUGAAGGUGGCGAAGAGCAUUACCAGGUGCCGUCCCUCUCUGAGCUGGGCUUGGAGGUGGACAGCGAGGUGCUGUGGCCAGGAGGGGAGAGCCAUGCCCUGGAAAGGCUGGAGAGGCACUUCCAGAGUCAGGGCUGGGUGGCCAACUUCUCCAAGCCGCGCACCAUCCCUAACUCCCUGUUGCCCAGCACCACCGGCCUCAGCCCCUACCUCAGCCUGGGCUGCCUCUCUGUACGCACCUUCUACCACAGACUCUCUAAGAUCUAUGCACAGUCGAAAAACCACUCCUUACCUCCAGUAUCACUGCAAGGCCAGGUGCUCUGGAGGGAGUUCUUCUACACAGCUGCCUUGGCCACCCCCAAUUUCACACGGAUGGUGGGGAACCCCAUCUGCCUGCAGAUCGGCUGGUACGAAGACCCUGAGGCCUUAAAAAAGUGGAAAAUGGCUCAGACGGGCUUCCCCUGGAUCGACGCCAUCAUGACCCAGCUGCGGCAGGAGGGCUGGAUCCACCACCUGUCCCGCCACGCUGUGGCCUGCUUCCUGACCAGAGGAGACCUGUGGAUCAGCUGGGAGGAGGGCAUGAAGGUGUUUGAGGAGUUCCUGCUGGAUGCUGACUACAGUAUAAACGCGGGGAACUGGAUGUGGCUGUCCGCUAGUGCCUUCUUCCACCAGUACACACGCAUCUUCUGCCCGGUCCGCUUCGGCCGACGAACUGACCCUGAUGGACACUACCUCAGGAAGUACUUGCCUGUGCUGAAAAACUUCCCAUCUAAAUACAUCUAUGAGCCCUGGAAUGCUCCAGAAGAUGUGCAGCUCCAGUCAGGAUGCAUCAUUGGUAAAGACUACCCACUGCCCAUUGUGAACCACCUGGACGCCAGCCAGAGAAACAUGGCUCUGAUGAAGACGGUGCGCUGUGAACAAGCAAACACCACUGAGCUCACCAGAGAUGUGGCGGAUGACCCUAUGGAGGUGGGGGUGAAGCGAGAGCUGUCAGAGGAGGACGCUGUCGCCCAGGGAGACGGCACGGAAUGUAAUGGCGGCAUCUCUGUGGGGAAGAAGCAUUGCAGCUCGGAGAACGAGGGCCGUACGUGCAGCUGGACCCCCGACACCCACCGUCUGCAGGAGAUCAGCAGCAAGGUCAUGUAGAGGCGCCACACCAUGGACACCCUCAUCCCCUCCCCAGAACGACGCACUACCAGACACUAAACCAGUGCUUCGACUCGGACUGUUUUUUGUUUUUUUUCCUUUCAUUUGUCAUGCUCAACCCACCACAUCAGUUCAGCGUAACACUGACUAGCAUUUGUUAGCUGAUCUGCAUGUGGAUCAAAGUGUCCUCCUUCCACAACCUGUACACAUGUGUGCGAGGGACUGUGUCCUGGCACUAGUGUAUGGCUCUGCUAAAGAAGUUGGCUCUUUCCCUCCAGCUUGUAGUCGCUCUCUCUGACUUCUGAGCCAUGGAUCAUCCCAUCACAGGUCGAAUCGUGUGUCCACCAGACAUGCAGCGCUGCCUGAACAUAUGCAUCGUGGGGAGCCUUCACUCUAUCUCUUCCCAUCCAGUCCCAUCUCCCCAAUACCCUGUAUCAACUUCCCCGGAGUUAACAGACUAAUGAGACUAUGUCAAAGGCCGGAUGGGAAGGGGGUUCCUGCUAUGGAGGAUGGGUAAUGUUCUAAUAUGUCUCUGCAGAUGUAUCUGGCUACCUCCACCGAAUUAGAGAUUAUUUAGCAGGUACUGUUUUUUUUGUGUUUUUUUGUAACACAGUGGGUGAGUUUGAAGAUUAAUAAAGCUUCCUCGCGUUUUGCUUUCAACACCUUACCAGGAGUACAGCAAACGCUGCACUGUCUCACUCACAUGCUGCCAUUCACUUGAUAAACUGUUUACUUUCAAGGCUCUCAAGGAAUUGUCAAAUAGGAUUUUCUUUUUACAUUUUUUUUAAUGCAGUUUGGUUGAAAUGUAGGAAUUUGAAAGGCUGCGCUGAAAUUGAAUCAAAGCAACUCUUGUUGGAGGUGUGGUGUAGCCAGUGGAUGUUAGCUUUUGGAAUUUAUUUUGUGACCUCAUAGGAUUCUAAUCCACAAAAAUCCUAGAGACAGGUUUUCUGUGUCCGGUAGCAGGAUGGACCAUUGCACGUAUUAGAACUUGACCAAAAAAAUGCUUUAUGACAAGAUGACAUGCUUACUGUACCAUUUACUGAUGCAAAGAGCAGUGCUUCCCAAUGUUGUUUGGCUGCUUUGUGACAUUUCCAUCAUAGUAAUAUGGAUAUACCAAUGGUCUUGUAUGUAUGUAUGUAUGUAUGUAUGUAUGUGUGUGUGUGUGUGUGUGUGUGUGUGUGUGUGUGUGUGUGUGUGUGUGUGUGUGUGUGUGUGUGUGUGUGUGUGUGUAUGUAUGUAUGUAUGUAUGUAUGUAUGUAUGUAUGUGUGUAAUAUUUACACUAUCUGACCAUUUUGAAACAUUGUUGAGUUUAUCUGCGUUCUCUGCCUUUAUACGUGACUACCGGUAAGUAUACAUCCAUAUAAAUAUAUAUAUAUAUAAAUCCGAUUGUAUUGUUAACCUAUAAAGUGGACAUUUGUUGUGACAUUUUUGCAAGUGAUGUUGAGCUAAUAUAGAAAGCCCAAAUCGGGUACAUACCCUGAUGUUUCACUUAUAAGUUGGUGAAAACUAUUGCAGCUUUUUUUUGAAGAUCGAUAUAUGAGUAUUUCAAUGACCAUAAAAUGUUUGUCUAAUCGGUUUGAGUUUUCUAAUCAUUGAACUAAAUGCAUGAUGACCCUUUGGGAUGACACACAACCUCCCCCAUCUGUAAAACUGUUGUUGUAAAACCUCCAUGCUUUUUGAAUGUCAAUCAGAUAGUCAACGUAAUCUGCUUUCAUGCUCUGGAGUGCCCAUCUGAUAAUCAGAACACCUGCACGGCUACUGCACACAUCUGAGCUAACUGAGCCCACUUUCACUUGGCUGGAAAAGUUACUUGCUUGCACCUCCAGCAUUUGGCUGAUUAAACUGUAUUUUGUGUGUACUGGAUAGAUUACCCUGUCAUUACCCAAGCUGAAUUUCCCUCCUCUUAGUGAAAAAAUGUGUGAGUGAGAAAGUCAUCACUUUAGACAAGGCCACCCCCCUUUCACUGGUCAUGGGUAUCAACAUUGCAGAAUAAGACUUCCAGCAUUGCCUUCCUUUGCAGUGCAGAUAUUUGUAUCAAACAUCAGGAUGCACUUUUAUUAAGAUGUACAUUGCAUAAUACAAAUCAAGUGUAAAA
Messenger RNA from Alosa alosa (allis shad), 4184 nucleotides. It is a transcript of the gene cry4, whose product is annotated as cryptochrome circadian regulator 4. Lineage: Eukaryota; Metazoa; Chordata; Actinopteri; Clupeiformes; Clupeidae. Gene Ontology annotation, molecular function: DNA binding; FAD binding. The transcript has 11 exons. Bases 394 to 2088 code for a protein of 564 amino acids. Gene Ontology annotation, cellular component: cytoplasm; nucleus. The record is from RefSeq and is a predicted model, not a curated record. Gene Ontology annotation, biological process: circadian regulation of gene expression; entrainment of circadian clock by photoperiod.